Molecule: messenger RNA, 1093 nt
Organism: Brassicogethes aeneus
Lineage: Eukaryota; Metazoa; Arthropoda; Insecta; Coleoptera; Nitidulidae
Source: the annotation of a GenBank genome assembly
CCUGAUUUUAUGUUUUCAUAAUUCGAGCUUUUUAUACUUUCCGUUUUGAAUUCUACGUCUAUCAGAAACUCGUUUUUGGCACGCAAAUUGCUAUUUUAUACAGAAAAUCACGAUGGUUGGUACAAAUUGUUCUGUGGAUGGAUGUUGGGGAUCUAAGGAGAAAAAACACAGAUUUCCCAAUCCUAAAAAAUAUAUGCUUUUAUUUAAAAAAUGGGUUGCGCUUUGUCAAAACAAAAGAUUAAAGGAAAAGAGCCCUGAGAAAGUAUACAACAACUGCAGGGUUUGUAGCAUUCAUUUUGAAACAUCAGAUUUUGGUCCUAAUAAAACUAUAAAAAGAACUGCAUUUCCAAAACUUAAUAUGCCAGGAUGUGAACAAGAAUUAAUAAAAGAAGAUCCGCCAUCAAGUCCAGAACCUUUUAUAGAGUCUGGCGCUACACGAAAAUAUUCCAAAAAUAGUAAAACCUCUGAUAAAACAUUUUUAGAAGAAAUUCCUGUGGAUGCAAAUUUGGUUGAAUUAAUAAAAGUUGAACCUCCAUCAGAUCCAGAAUCUUUUAUGGAGUCUGGCUCUGCACCAGAAUAUUCAAAAAAUACUAAAACAUCUGAUGAAACAGGUUUAGAAGAAAUUCCAGUGGAUGCAGUUUUUUUUCAAUUAAUAGAACAUGUAGAUUCUCAAAAACGUAAAUAUAAUAGCCAUAAACCCAAAUUUUCUGAAGAGAACCAAAAAAGUCCAAAACUAAUGAGCAAAGCAGAGAAACUAUUAAAUGAAUAUUUCUUACCAAUAAAAACAAUCUUUGAAACUGAUAUUUUGGAACUAAAGAAAUCCAUGCAAAAUAUAAGUGAUGCUUUGGAAGAACAGAAGUCCGCCACACAAGAAGCAAUGGAGGAAAUUAUAAGACUAAAUGAAGAAAAUACUAUUUUAAAAACAAGGAUUGAUAUGCUUGAGAUGAAGAUAAACGCACAAAAUGAUAAAUCAUGAAAAAAUAACUAGACACUGAGAAGAAUGAAAUGAAUGAAAAUAUUUACAUUUGAUUGGUAAAGUCACCUUUCUAAAAGAUAAAACACUUUUUGAGAAAUAUACGAAUAUAUAAAGAAG